GCAUAUGAUCAGAAAAACAUCAGGAGAAGGGUGUAUGAUGCCUUAAAUGUUUUAAUGGCCUAUGAACAUUAUAUCGAAGGAAAAGAAAGAAAUAAAAUGGUUAGGCUUGCCUACAAAUUCUGCUCAGGAAUAUCAAAAUUUAGAAAGGGAGAAACAGAAAAGAAUAGAAAAAAUAAGGUUGAAAACUCAACAUCUACAAGAACUUAUAAUACAACAAAUUGCUUUCAAGAAUCUUGCUGCAAGAAACAAAGAAGCUGAGCGCAAAAUGAAAUGCCCUCCACCAACGAAUAAAAUUAGAUUGCCUUUCAUUCUUGUGACUGCUAAUAAAGAGACAGUGAUUGACUGCAGUAUUUCACAUGACAAAAAAGAAUAUAAUUUUUGCUUUAGUGAUUAUUUUCAAUUGAGUGAUGACACUGAAAUUCUUAAAAAAAUGGGCUUAGCUUGUGGAUUAGAUAAAGGUUCAAGCACCCCAGAAGAAGUAAACAAAGCAAAGAAUCUAGUUCCUAAAGCUUUACAGCCAUACAUCACAUUAAUGUCUCAGGGAAAAUCUGAUUUGCCACCUGGAUUAGUGAAUGAAGGAAAUGGAGUCAAAAUAGAAAAUGACUAUUUCUCAGAUCCAUCAAGGUUUGUGUAUUGUGAAAUGCAAGAAGCAUCUUCUUCUUCUUCUGGUCCCGGUUCAGAGUAUAUAGAUAUUAUAAAUGCGCAUGGCAGCACCAAAUCUGCCUUGUCCAGGCAAUCAAGUGUGGGCUCGCUUUCUGACUUGCCGUCUCGUCCAGGGACCAGCACGCCCUCCGAAGACUUUUCUGAUUCCGAUUCAGACUCCAUGGACGGUGAUGAUCAGUUGGAUGACGAUUGAAGUACACAAGGCAUGAGAUGAACUGUUGAGACAUAUACCAAGUUUUUUUUUUUUUUUUGCUUGUGGCAUUAUGUAAGUACCGUUUUGUAAGGCAGUCAUAUCAGUUUCUGAUGAAUAGGUCAUGAAAUGAUAAGAGAAUAUGCCACUUUGUGAUUUUUAUUGACUGGUGGAUUAUUGCGUACCUGAAGUGCACUGAAUCUUCUGAAACUAUGCCUUUCUCCAACUAUCUGGGCAAGACUUACACUUGCUCUUGUGAUCAAGUCUCCUUCCAUCCAGAACUGUUUUUUCUCCUUUUGUAUGAGGAAACAUCAUGCAUUGUAUAAACUGCAACGGAUGCCAGAAUUCCAUUGGUGUUUUGUACCUUGUGGAAAGUGGAUGCCUGGUCUAAACAAAAUCUUUAUAUUUUCUUUCCAACACUUGACAACAAAUGUUAUGUACAGGUCACGAAAAGAUGUGACAUUAUCUCCUUUCACAAAUGUGCAGAAGAGAUAUAUUUGUGCUAUACAUUUCAGAAAAACUUGGAACGAUGCCAUUAUUUACCAAAUGUUCACGCACAAAUCUUGUGUAACAAGAUAAACUGUACUCCAA
Uloborus diversus is the source of this 1444-nucleotide messenger RNA. RefSeq names its product transcription factor Dp-1-like (gene Dp). Gene Ontology annotation, molecular function: DNA-binding transcription factor activity, RNA polymerase II-specific; RNA polymerase II transcription regulatory region sequence-specific DNA binding. Lineage: Eukaryota; Metazoa; Arthropoda; Arachnida; Araneae; Uloboridae. Gene Ontology annotation, biological process: regulation of transcription by RNA polymerase II; regulation of cell cycle. Gene Ontology annotation, cellular component: nucleus; transcription regulator complex. The record is from RefSeq and is a predicted model, not a curated record.